Gastrolobium bilobum is the source of this 945-nucleotide messenger RNA. RefSeq lists its product as uncharacterized. Lineage: Eukaryota; Viridiplantae; Streptophyta; Magnoliopsida; Fabales; Fabaceae. Bases 50 to 865 code for a protein of 271 amino acids. The record is from RefSeq and is a predicted model, not a curated record. The transcript is spliced from 5 exons.
UUGAAAACGGUGGAACCCAAUUGAGUCUGAGAUUGAGAGUGAGAACAUAAUGGCCAGCAAAGAAGAAGAAGAAGAAGAAGAAGAGGCACCAAUGGGGAAGUUGGGUUCCUACGGUGGUGAGGUGAGGUUGGUGGUUGCUGGGGAGGAAUCAGCUGCGGAGGAGACCAUGCUUCUUUGGGGUAUUCAACAACCUACACUUUCCAAACCCAACGCUUUUGUUUCUCAAUCUUCCUUGAAACUUUGCCUUGACUCUUGUGGCCACUCUCUCUCCAUUCUUCAAUCCCCUUCUUCCUUGGGCACGCCUGGAGUAACUGGAGCAGUGAUGUGGGACAGUGGAGUUGUAUUGGGGAAGUUUCUAGAGCAUUCUGUUGACUCAGGGAUGCUUGUUCUUCAAGGCAAGAAGAUUGUUGAGUUGGGAUCGGGUUGCGGAUUAGUCGGUUGCAUUGCAGCUCUUUUGGGUGGUGAAGUCAUUCUUACUGAUCUGCCUGAUAGGCUGAGGCUACUUAGAAAGAACAUUGAAACCAAUAUGAAACAUGUUUCUCUACGGGGUUCUGUAACAGCAACUGAAUUCACAUGGGGAGAAGAUCCUGAUCCAGAAAUCAUUGACCCCACACCUGAUUACGUGCUAGGAUCUGAUGUUGUGUACAGUGAGAGGGCUGUUGCGGAUUUGCUUGAGACACUUGGGCAGCUCUCUGGGCCUAAUACAACAAUAUUUUUGGCUGGGGAACUUCGAAAUGAUGCCAUUCUUGAGUACUUCUUAGAAGCUGCAAUGAAUAAUUUCACAAUUGGCCGUGUGGAUCAAACACUCUGGCAUCCUGAUUAUUGCAGCAACCGUGUUGUUCUUUAUGUUUUAGUGAAGAAAUGAUUGUUAAAAUUAAUGUUUUGUUGUCUUGUGAAAGUGAAUCAAUAAUUUAACAUUUUGAGUACUAUUCUUUCUCCUUGUUC